AUGUUUGAAACAAUUUUACAAUUACUGUUAGCAACUAUAGUGUUGUGUCUUAGUUUCUUCUUGUUAUUUAUACGCCGCGAUUAUGGUUAUUGGAAAAAGCAAGGUAUCCCCUAUGAGAAACCGGGAUUAUUUUUUGGUAAUCUUGGUGGUCUCAUGAGAAUAAGUAUGUGGGACUUAUUCAACGACUUGAGUAAGAAGCACAAAACUGACUACGUGGGAAUAUUUUUGGGAUGGAGACCUGCGCUUGUGAUUAAUUCAAAAGAACUCGCCAAAAAAAUACUUGUGAAAGAUUUUGACAGUUUCCAAAAUAGAUACUCCUACCCGGGUGAUCAAGAUGACCCGUUGGGUGCAUUGAAUUUGUUCACUGUGAAGAGCCCUAUGUGGAGUACAAUGCGACACGAACUAGCACCGAUGUUUACAAGCAAGCGUCUAAAAGGUGUCACUCAAUUAAUGAAUAUCAACUCAGAAGAGUUAGUACGAAGGAUUCAGACAGACCACAUAGACAACAAUAAACCCGUAGACAUGAAGGAGUUAUUUUCAAUGUACACUUCCGAUACGGUCGCGUACACCGUCUUUGGAUUAAGAGUGAGUGUUCUAAAGGAACUUACAUCACCUCUUUGGCACAUUACCCGACACAUGGUGAAAUGGACUUUCUGGAGGGGUUUUGAGUUCACUAUGAUAUUCUUUGCGCCCGCUAUAGCAGAAAUUAUGAGACUGAAAUUCUUUUCGGCACCGGCAACUGAAUAUGUGAAGAAGUUGUUCUGGGGCGUUGUUGAGGAUCGCCAAAAAACGGGUAAAACCGAUGACAACGAUCUCGUUAACAUGUUGUUAAAUUUAAAGAAGAACCUGAGGCUCCCUGCUGGCUCUGAUACAGAAUUAGCUGAUAAUUUAAUGCUGGCUCAAGCAGCACUGUUCAUUCUGGGUUCUGUGGAAACAUCUUCCACUACAAUGAGCUUUUGUCUUCAUGAAUUAGCAUACAAGCCUGACAAGCAGGAAAAACUAUACACAGAAAUCAGCAAAGCUUUAGAGGAUAAAGGGAAAACAGUUUUAGACUUUAACGACUUAUUAGAACUUCAUUACCUUACAGCUUGUAUCAAAGAGACUUUAAGAAAAUACCCUCCGGUUCCGUUCCUAGACCGGGUGUGUAACAAGACUUAUAAGUUGACCGACAAGGUGACCAUAGAGAAAGACACACCAGUGUACACAAAUGUCAUCGCUAUUCACUAUAAUGAAGAAUAUUACCCUGAGCCGUAUGAAUGGCGGCCAGAGCGAUUCGCUAUUACAACUGACAAUGAUAACUAUGACUUUACAUUUCUACCGUUCGGCGAAGGACCACGUUUCUGUAUAGGUAAACGCUACGGAUUGAUGCAAGUACGAACGGCAAUCGCACACAUAGUUAUGAACUUCAGAAUAGAGCCUGUUGACGACUACACUGUACCAGUGGACCCUUACAGCGUGAUAUUAGCGCCUAAAACCGGAGGCAGAGUCAAAUUUAUUCCACGCUAA
Molecule: messenger RNA, 1506 nt
Organism: Arctia plantaginis
Lineage: Eukaryota; Metazoa; Arthropoda; Insecta; Lepidoptera; Erebidae
Source: the annotation of a GenBank genome assembly